This is a messenger RNA of Xenia sp. Carnegie-2017, 1048 nucleotides long. RefSeq names its product transcription factor HES-4-A-like. Bases 186 to 809 code for a protein of 207 amino acids. Gene Ontology annotation, molecular function: RNA polymerase II cis-regulatory region sequence-specific DNA binding; DNA-binding transcription factor activity, RNA polymerase II-specific; protein dimerization activity. The record is from RefSeq and is a predicted model, not a curated record. NCBI's taxonomy places the organism in Eukaryota, Metazoa, Cnidaria, Anthozoa, Malacalcyonacea, Xeniidae. The transcript has 3 exons. Gene Ontology annotation, cellular component: nucleus. Gene Ontology annotation, biological process: anterior/posterior pattern specification; regulation of transcription by RNA polymerase II; regulation of neurogenesis.
CCAUGUCCUUGAGACUAUAAAUAAACGAAGCAUGAGAAACGAGUGCUUUCCCUUUCUACGUACGCCAUUCGCUUAACAUGCUGCGCGCUGUACGGUCGUAAAUAUUACAACUCGUGCCCGACACACUUCAUAUUCAGUAGAACGAGAAACGGCGAGUACAACUUUGGGAAAUUAGUAUUUUAAAGAUGGGAUUACACGACCUUAAGACGGAUGCAGAAAAAUCGAGUGGCAAAGAUUCGAGGAAGAUUAAGAAACCUUUGAUUGAAAAACAACGCCGAAAACGAAUCAACGACAGUCUAGGCGAGUUGAAGAGAUUGGUUUUGGAAGCGCUUCAUCGAGACGCUUCGUUGUACGAAAAAAUGGAGAAGGCUGACAUUCUGGAUCUUACAGUCAGUUAUCUAAGAUCGACGCUGGGCGCUCGAAGGCAGCAAGACGCCACAACCGGUCUGGCGAGUUACCAAGCCGGUUUCCGCGAUUGUCAAGAUCACAUGACGCGGGUAUUAAUUUCUGACCAAACGUUGAACACUGAAAAAAAGACUCAGAUGAUUUCGCAUAUAGCAAAUACAAGACCCAUUAUGGCACUGCCAAUGCCCCAAACAAUUCACUGCGUUCCAAAUGUCAGUACUUCAUGCGGACAGCUCUGCCCCACACAAACACCUUCGACUAGCACAAAUGUACCUGAGUUAUCCAAAGCCGAAGGCUUAAAACUUCAUCCCCCUACUGCUACUGCUACAGCAAGCGCACACCCCUCGAAUUGUCAGAACAGUUCCACAGGUGAAGCGACGUGGAAAGCAUGGAGACCUUGGUAAAAUUCAAUUCAAAAUUAUCUCGCUAUUAAAUAUGUAUAAUGUAUCUAAGCAUGUUCAAGCUGGACUUGAUGGUGUUGUCCUACAACUGUUGUAGAUCUAAAUUUAAUGUUGUUUUAAACUAUCUUAAUUUAUAAUGAUUUGCUAAUCGAUAGCAUUAAUGUUGAAAUGUAUUUACAGAAUUGUAGCCUAAUUAAUGAAUACAUGAAUUAUGAUUUAAAAUAAAUCAAAAUCAUCACGAA